Messenger RNA from Saccostrea cuccullata (small rock oyster), 4846 nucleotides. Its product is annotated as claspin-like. The transcript is spliced from 31 exons. NCBI's taxonomy places the organism in Eukaryota, Metazoa, Mollusca, Bivalvia, Ostreida, Ostreidae. The record is from RefSeq and is a predicted model, not a curated record. Gene Ontology annotation, molecular function: anaphase-promoting complex binding. Bases 60 to 3941 code for a protein of 1293 amino acids. Gene Ontology annotation, biological process: mitotic DNA replication checkpoint signaling; mitotic G2 DNA damage checkpoint signaling; activation of protein kinase activity.
CCGGAAGUUUGCAGAUUUACGCAGGCGCCGGAAUAACGCGCGAAAGAGGAAAUGUAAAGAUGACGGUGGAAACAACAGAAAUUAAUGCUACCCAGAUUGAAGUAAGGGGAAGUUUGAAAGAAGAUGCUCACAGUAGUGAAAAAGUGGAUUCAGGGAUGGAUGAUGAUAGCCAGCAGUCUAAUGAACAAGACAUACACUUGAGUGAUGAGGAAGAAAAUGACAUAUUGAUAGGCAGAAAAUCAAAACAGAGUAAGAGGAUAUUGGAUGAUGAGGACGAUGAAGAAGAGGAGAGUACUCAGGGGGAAGGAGAAACAACAAUAGAAGAAAAAGAUGUCAGGAGAACAGAGAGUGAAUCACCAUUGGUGAUAGAUGAAGCUCUAACCAAAGCAUUGGAAAGUGGAUCCGAGAAUGGUAGUGAUAGUGAUGAUGAUGAUGAUGAAAUAACUUUAGGUUCAGUUAUAAAGAAGAAAAGAAUUGCUGCUGUAUUUGAUGAUGAUAGCAACGAUUCUACCAAAGAGUAUGAACAAAAAGAUGAUCAGGAACAAGCAGGGGCAGCUAAGAGUACUUUGUUUGCCAACAGUGACUUAUUUGAUGCUGAAAAUGAGGAGGAAAAUUCACAAGGAGAGAACCAUAACAAGGAAGAUAACUCUGAGAGUGACAGUGGAGACAACUCAGAUAGCAGCAAGGAGGGCAAUGAAGAUGAAGGAUUUGAUGAAUCUUCUUUGGAUCCAAAACUUCUGGCCAAAUUAAAGAAGGGUGCUGCAAAAAAGCCCAGUAGAAAGACAAAAGAAAAAUCCAGAAAGGAUGAACUUUUAGAUAUCCACAGUGAAACCCAGAGAAUUGUUAGAGAGAGUCGAGUUAACUUGCCUUAUCACCAGCCAGAACCCAAACCUUUGUCAGCUUUUUUGGCCAGAGCUUCCAGAAAGCAAGAACUAUACAAAAGUUUGCACAAUACAAGAGAUAUACAUAAGGCCAAGAUAAUGCAGCAGACAUUUGAAAAAGACAAAACAAAUAAAGAAAGUGAAGGCAAUAAGACAAUGCAGAGCACUUCAGAAAAGGUUACAGAAAAGACUUCAAAUAUCGAAGCAGCAGAAGGAUCUGAAAAAAUAGUAAAAGACACAGAAGAGGAAAUUAGUGCACAGGAAAAUGUUUCUGAAGAUGCCAAAGAAAAACAUUUAUCUUCUGAAGUUCAUUUAGGAGAAGAUGAUCUUCCUGAUUUGGAGGAAAGAGAAAAAGAAGUCAGAGAAAGGUUGGGACAGAAUGACUCUCCCAAACUAUCGGAUGAGCAGGCUAAAUUGUCCCUCAAAGAUGAAGGUGGUGCUAAUUGUGAAAAGUCAGUAGAUUCUGAAGGUGAUAUUUCAAACACUCAGUGUACCGAUUCUACAAAAACUCUGGAAAAACAAUCGGCCAAAUCCAAUUCAGAGGAGAUUGCUUCACAAAACAGGACAGAACACACCAAAACUCAGGAAUCAAAGUUGUCUUUCUUGCUAGAACCUGACUUGCCACACAUGUCAGCUGUUCCUAAGUUAAGUGGGGGCCCUGAUGCUGUUAUCAGUCUAGAUGAAGAAGAAGAGGAGGAACCACAAAACCCAGGGGUCAGGAAACUUAUGGGGAGGUUUAUGGACCAUUGUAAAAAGAGGACCAAACAUGUCAACAAGGAUGUUGAUAUAAGAAUUGUUGAGAAAGACAAGGAUGAACUCCACAUGAAGACUUUCACUUAUCAUCCCACACAGGAAGAUGAGAGUUCUCUCCAAGCCAUUGAUGCACCAGGAGCAAAACUUGUAGCUCUUAAAGAGAAGCUUCAAGAGAAAAUGAAAGUGAAACGAGAGGAAUCUAGGAAGCAGAGGCAGGAUGUAUAUGACCUUGACAAUGAGGAAGGUUACACAGCAGAGGAUGAGGAUGCCAUCUUAGAUAACGAUGAUGAAAUGUCAGAACACUCAGACACUGAUGUGGAGGAUGAUGAAUUCGAUGAAGAGUUUGGCGAAGAUGAAGAAAUGGAAGAAGAAGAGGAAAGAGAGAAAGAGAAAAACCCCUUUGCUGAUGAUGAGGCAGAAGAAGAUGAUGGAGAUGAUGAUGCGGGCUGUGAAAGUGAUGAGGACGUUGAUAAUCUAAAACUUCAUCUGUCAGAUGAUGAUGAUGAUGAUGAUGUUGUAGAGGAUCAGACAGAAGAUGAAAAAGACCAAGCAAUACAAAUCAAAUCUUCAGCAAAGAAAAAGAAGCCCCGAGUUUUGCAGAUUAGUGAUGAUGAGGAGAGCAGGGAUGUUACUGAGGAACAGGAAAAAGCCACUAAUGAGGAGGGGCAAAGUGGAUCUGAUCCAAAUAAAGAGAAAGCACAGGAAGACAAAACUGAUGACAAGGGUCUCUUCAAAGAACCACUUGAUGAUAUGUUUGUUCCUUUCUCUAAGCAUGGUUCACAGGCAACACAAGCUCAGGAGGUUAAGAGGACCAGCAGCCUGAUCCCCCCUGUGGAGGACUCCCAGGAUCUGUAUGGUACCCUCCCAGCCAUACCCUCCACCUGUAUGGACAGCCAGCAAUCCCAGACCCUCAACUUUUACAUUGAGGAGUCCCAGUCUAGGAUGUUUGAUAAUGAUGGAUUUUUACGCACAGGUUCAACAGCCAAGAAACCCAAGUCUAAACCUUAUAUGAGUUUUGAUAUGGACUCUUCACAAGAGAACUUUGAUGAACUCCUUGGUUUAUGUUCAGGGAGAUUCCAAGAAAAUGAUAAGAAAGGUUCUUGUAAGCAGCAGUUGUUUGGGACCCAGACAGAUACCCAGAACAACAUGGAACAGCUGAUGGGACUGUGCUCAGGAAAGUUUGCUGAGAGUCAAGUGGAUGGAGGGAGAUCUCAGAAGACUGGUGUGAAGAGGAAAUCUCCUCUAGAUGAUGAAGAAGAAGACAGCAGUGAUUCCUUCAAACUUGUGAGUGACAAUGAGGAGGAAGAUGAAGAUAAUAGAAAGAAUGUAUUCAGUGAUGAAGAGAGAAUAGAUGAGGAGGAGGAGGAAGAAGACGGUAAGGGACCUCAACAGGAGAAGUUCAAAGGAUUUACCAUUGCCAACAAACACGGGAAAAUAAGAAGAGAGUUUGUUGAAGCAGAGGCUGAAUUAUCAGGAAGUGAAUAUGACAGUGAUGAGAAUUUGGACCUUGCUGAGGAGGAAGACAUUUUAGAGAUGGAGGAGGGGGACAAAGAUGAAGUGGGCACAGAGGAGGAACUUAGGAACCAAGUGGGCAGGGCUCACCUAAAACAAGUUAUAGAUGAAGACAAAAGAGAACUGAUCAGAUACCAAGAAAUGUACCUACCUGAUGGUGACCUGCACAGUGAAGGUCAAGGUCGUAUCCGUAGGUUUAAAUGGAGUAACAUAGAUGAAGGGACCCAACAGGACAUGUUUAACAAUGAUUCUGAUGGAGAGAACGUGGAAGAGGAAGAUAUGGAGGCUAAAUGGAGACAGGAGAGAUACGAGAGAGAAAAGUUUCUACAGGAACAACAGGAAAAAGAAAGAAAUGAAGAUGAAAAUAGUCAAUUCCUUAAAUUUGGAAAAGUUUUCUUGAAGAGAAGUAUUUCAGAAACUGGGGCAGUCAAAAAGGUGUCUUCAGAGAAAAUGGUCAACAAAGAGAAUGGGACACAGAUGACAGCCAGUACUAUAUUCAAGUCAACAAUGCAGAAGAAGGGUUCAUUCCUUGGAAGGAACAAAGAAACUCUGGCUAAGAUUGCCGAACUCACAAAGACAACAGUUAACCCUACUGGACCUAGGAAUUCCAGGAACUUUGUCUUCCAGGUUAUCUCCCCUGACAAAGACACAAAUAAACAGAAUGCAGUAAAUGGUCCAACCCAGGGAAAGGCAAGAAAAGCCCAUCUACCAAAACAGCAUCAGCCAGUGGCAAAGAAGCCUAGACUAGAGAAGUCAUCAUCAUUCCCACAAAACAGUAUCUUCAAUCAUAUGUAGGGGCAGUAAGUGAAACCCAGACCAAAGAUGUCAUUGUCUUUCCCACAAAAAUGCAUCUUCAAUCAUAUGUAGGGGAGAAAGUGAAAAAGACUCGUUCUCACAAAUCAGCAUCUGCAAUCAUGUGUCCGGGGCAGAAAGUGAAACCAAGACUUGAGAAGUCACUGUCCUUACCUCAAAACUGAGGAAAAGUGAAUUGACACAUGAAACAUGACAUUUUAUACUUGGAUUCCAUCAGGUUUGCUUGUUGUAUUUGGUUAUAUAGCAUGCAUUGAAGAGACCUAUGGUUUUGCUUUAUGGUGCUGAUCAUAGACUCUGUAUGGCUUGAUCGACUAACAGGAUCAUCAAUUGAGGAAAUCAGAUUCAGUAAUUCAGUUUUAUUUUGGAUAAAAUGUGAGAAAUUAUUUAUUGAGGAUUUUCUUUUGAUUGAUUGAUACAUUUUUAAUGUACGCUUGGAAAAAAGAAAGGGGGGAUUGAUUCUUAAAAAUAAUGUCCCCAUGCGUAUGUACAGUAUUUCAUUUCUAAAGAUGAUUAAACCUUGAAGCAUGAGUGUUUUAGUGUAAAUACAUAUCUAUGUAUAUUUGGUAUUUAUUGACUGUAUAUUUUUUGUGUAUGAGUGCUUUCAUAGAUGCAUUUUAUAUAUUUUUUUCACAUGAGUCCAGAAAUUUUAAAAGGUAGUCUAUUUUAUCUGAAAAUCACCCUUCAUGUAAUGGUUGCACUUGUAUGAAUUUAGAUUUGAAUUUGUCCACACAGUAAAUUUAUAUUUACGUUCAGUUUCAUAAUGAUCUCUGAUGUAAGAUAAAUCAGUUUAUUUACUCAGUUGUAGAAAUAUCUGGUAUUAGGUGUGACUGUAGUUUAUGUGUUAAAGAAAUCAAUAUGAUUAAUUUUAUGAGAUGUUUUUUUUUUUU